Molecule: messenger RNA, 1185 nt
Organism: Chrysochloris asiatica (Cape golden mole)
Lineage: Eukaryota; Metazoa; Chordata; Mammalia; Afrosoricida; Chrysochloridae
Gene: PROKR1
Product: prokineticin receptor 1
Exons: 2
Coding region: 1-1185 (394 amino acids)
Biological process (GO): neuropeptide signaling pathway
Cellular component (GO): membrane
Molecular function (GO): neuropeptide Y receptor activity
Source: RefSeq, a predicted model, not a curated record
AUGGAGGUCAUCAUGGGGGUUGUUAGGAAUGACAAUGUCACCAACACCUCUACCAGCUUCCUCUCUAUGCUCGACUCCCAUGGAAUCCCAGCGGCUCCCUUCCCACUCAACUUUAGCUAUGGGGACUAUGAUAUGCCCUUGGAUGAAGAUGAGGAUGUGACCAAUUCUCAGACUUUCUUUGCUGCCAAGAUCAUCAUUGGCAUGGCCCUGGUGGGCAUCAUGCUGGUCUGUGGCAUUGGCAACUUUGUCUUUAUCGCUGCCCUGGCCCGCUAUAAGAAGCUACGCAACCUCACCAACCUGCUUAUUGCCAACCUAGCCAUCUCUGAUUUCCUGGUGGCUGUCGUCUGCUGCCCCUUUGAGAUGGAUUACUAUGUGGUACGUCAGCUUUCCUGGAAGCAUGGCCACGUGCUGUGUGCCUUUGUCAAUUAUCUGCGCACUGUCUCUCUCUAUGUCUCCACCAAUGUCCUGCUGGCCAUUGCCAUCGACAGAUAUCUGGCCAUUGUACACCCGCUGAGACCACGGAUGAAGUAUCAGACCGCCACUGGGCUGAUUGCUUUGGUCUGGAUAGUAUCUAUCCUCAUUGCCAUCCCAUCAGCCUACUUCACGACUGAAACAGUCCUCAUCAUCACCAAGAGCCAGGAAAAGAUCUUCUGUGGCCAGAUCUGGUCCGUGGACCAGCAGAUCUACUACAAGUCCUACUUCCUCUUCAUCUUCAGCAUUGAGUUUGUGGGACCCGUAGUCACCAUGACUCUGUGUUAUGCCCGGAUCUCCCGGGAGCUCUGGUUCAAGGCUGUCCCUGGCUUUCAGACGGAGCAGAUCCAGAAGCGGCUACGAUGCCGCAGGAAGACGGUCCUGGUCCUCAUGUGCAUCCUCAUGGCCUAUGUGCUGUGCUGGGCACCCUUCUACGGCUUCACCAUCGUGCGUGACUUCUUCCCGAUCGUGUUUGUGAAGGAGAAACAUUACCUCACAGCCUUCUACGUCGUGGAAUGCAUCGCCAUGAGCAACAGCAUCAUCAACACCCUGUGCUUCGUGACCGUCAAGAAUAACACCAUCAAGUACUUGAAGAAAAUCAUAUUGCUCCACUGGAAGUCUUCUUACAAUGGGAACAAGUCGAGUGCAGACCUUGAUCUCAAAUCCACGGGUGUGCCUGCCACGGAAGAGGUGGAUUGCAUCAGAUUAAAAUAA